Hermetia illucens (black soldier fly) is the source of this 1487-nucleotide messenger RNA. It is a transcript of the gene yip2, whose product is annotated as 3-ketoacyl-CoA thiolase, mitochondrial. Bases 172 to 1368 code for a protein of 398 amino acids. NCBI's taxonomy places the organism in Eukaryota, Metazoa, Arthropoda, Insecta, Diptera, Stratiomyidae. The transcript is spliced from 7 exons. The record is from RefSeq and is a predicted model, not a curated record. Gene Ontology annotation, molecular function: acetyl-CoA C-acetyltransferase activity. Gene Ontology annotation, biological process: fatty acid beta-oxidation.
UGACAGAAGCCACUUUAGUAGUACAGUUGCGGUGGUGUCAAGUGCGGGCUGGUCGUUGGUUUGUAAUUAACUCGGUUUUCCGCAAUUCUCUAGCAUUUAAGCCAGUAAAAGUAGUUCCAGUGGACGCAAAGUAUCUUUAUUUUAUUAAUUAUAUACGCUGAAAUUAGCAUCAUGUCUUCGAUAACGAAAGGAGUUUUCGUUGUUGCUGCUAAACGUACCGCUUUUGGUACCUUUGGUGGUGCAUUUAAAAAUACUUCUGCAACUCAAUUACAAACAGUUGCCGCUCAAGCGGCUUUAAAUGAAGCCGGUUUGAAAGGAGAGCAAAUUGAUUCGACUGUAAUUGGAAAUGUCAUUUCGUCUGCGGCUACUGAUGGCAUUUAUUUAGCUAGACAUGUUGGGCUUCAAUGCAAUAUUCCAAUCGACAGACCCGCUCUUACGGUCAAUCGCCUUUGUGGUUCUGGCUUUCAGUCGGUAGUCAAUGGGGCCCAAGAAAUUCUUCUAGGAGUAUCUAAAGUCGUAUUGACUGGAGGCGCAGAAAACAUGAGCCAAACCCCCUUUGCGGUUCGUAAUGUACGUUUUGGUACGGCACUUGGUGGGAAAUACAUUUUCGAAGACUGUUUAUGGGAAAGUUUAACUGAUUCAUACUGUAAAACCCCAAUGGGUAUGACAGCUGAAAAUUUGGCAACAAAAUAUAAACUUACAAGGGAUGAAGUUGAUCAAUUUGCACUAAGAUCACAACAUAAUUGGAAAAGGGCCCAAGAUGAAGGAGUUUUUAAAGCAGAAAUCGUGCCAAUAAAACUAAAAAUCAAAGGAAAAGAAGUCGAUUUCGCUGUUGAUGAGCAUCCACGACCUCAAACAAAAAUAGAAGGUUUAUCUAAACUGCCCACUAUUUUUAAAAAAGAUGGAACAGUUACGGCCGGCUCUGCUUCAGGCGUUUCAGAUGGUGCUGCUGCUGUUAUUUUAGCUUCAGAAGCAGCUUGCAAAGAAUAUAAUUUGAAACCUUUAGCUCGACUUGCAGCUUAUUCUGCGGUUGGUGUUCCCCCAGAAAUUAUGGGUAUUGGCCCAGUUCCUGCUAUUCAAAAUGUUCUGAAACUGUCCGGUCUAUCAUUGAACGAUAUUGAUGUGGUUGAGAUUAACGAAGCAUUUGGUUCCCAAACUAUAUCAUGUGCUAAGGAAUUGAAGUUGGAUAUGGAGAAACUUAAUCCGAAUGGUGGAGCAAUUGCUCUGGGACAUCCACUAGCAGCAAGCGGUUCCAGAAUUACUAGCCAUUUAGUUCAUGAGAUCCAGCGAAAGAAAUUGAAGCGUGCUAUUGGAUCUGCCUGCAUCGGAGGAGGUCAAGGAAUUGCUGUACUUUUAGAGGCUGUCUAGGAGACUUUCAUUUCAGAAGAGUGCUACAUUUACAGAGAUGCUUUAAGAUAAUGGAAGUCAAUUAUUACUUUGUAAGAAAGAAGGUUUCAAAAAAAAUAAAAUUUAUAUAUUUUUAGGAA